Stereum hirsutum FP-91666 SS1 is the source of this 459-nucleotide messenger RNA. RefSeq lists its product as uncharacterized. The annotation marks the transcript as partial. The transcript is spliced from 2 exons. Lineage: Eukaryota; Fungi; Basidiomycota; Agaricomycetes; Russulales; Stereaceae. The record is from RefSeq and is a predicted model, not a curated record.
AUGAUUGGUUGUAACUUUCUCCUAGAGAUCAGUGAGGCACUCUCAGCAGCAAAGGGAAAUUCUUCAGCUUUUGGAAACAUCAGUAUCAUUUUAGCUGGUGAUUUUGCGCAAUUACCUCCUGUUGGAGAGAAACGAUUGUACUCACGGCUUGACACCCGCAGCGUAGCACAAGGAGGAACACAGCGUGGCCAGAAAGCAAUCUUUGGAAAACUGUUAUGGCUUUCAUUCAAUACUGUUGUUGUUCUUGAUCAGAUCAUGCGACAAGGUGGCAAUGAGAACAUACGAUUUGUACAGUUACUAGCUAGGCUUCGGGAGGAUAUUGAUGCAACAGCUGAAGAAUGGAAUGGGGUACCUAUUAUUGUAUCUAAUAAUGCAGUGAAGGAUGCUCUGAACGUGAAGGCCACAAUUGCAUUUGCUCAACGAACAGGCAAAGCACUCCAUUGGUAUUAUUCAACAGAU